Molecule: messenger RNA, 1156 nt
Organism: Branchiostoma belcheri (Belcher's lancelet)
Lineage: Eukaryota; Metazoa; Chordata; Leptocardii; Amphioxiformes; Branchiostomatidae
Exons: 8
Coding region: 150-1043 (297 amino acids)
Biological process (GO): proteolysis
Molecular function (GO): metalloexopeptidase activity
Source: RefSeq, a predicted model, not a curated record
CAAACGACCGAUAGGGCAAUGCUGGCACUAACAUCAUCGGCGUGAAGCGCGGGAAACUGAACGGAACUUCAGACGACAAGAUCGUGGCUGUGGGGGCGCAUUACGACACCGUGUACAACUCUCCAGGUGUUGAUGACGAUGGAUCCGGUAUGGCGGCCAUGUUGGAAAUCGCCAGGGUGAUGACGUCAUCUAACGAGCAGAACUUCACCACCAUAUUUGUGGCGUUUGACCACGAAGAAAAUGCACCCCCCGCAAAUGUUGCUAUCGGUACCCCAUGUGAAACACCUCAGGGUUCAGACGACUUUGUCUGCUCCUGGCUCCUCCCCUUCCUCCAGUCUUCAGGAGGUGCAGAAUUCCAGGGAAUCUUCAUGUUGGAGACCAUCAUGAACUAUGACCCACAGCCGAACGUCCAAACAGUUCCUGAACCCCAAUUGUUCCCAUUUUUUUUCCCAAGUGUUCACCAAGAGUUGGUUGACUUAAAUUUCUCGGGAGGUUUCCUGCUUUUGAUCCACAAGCCGGACGAGACUGCGAUGGUGUCCGCGUUUCAGCAGACCUGGGAGGACAGGUCGAAAUCUCCCGUGGCCGCUCCCGCCUUGAACAUAAAUGUUCCAGUGUCUGGCAAACCAGAUCAGCCGACGACUGACAGGUACUACGAAUUCCUGGGCAGAAGCGACUGCUUGGCAUUCUGGGUCCGAGACCCCUACUUCCGGUGCAUCUUUGUGACAGACACAGCUAAUUACCGAGGAACCAUGCGGCAGUGUUACCACAAACCAUGUGACAAUGUCACCAGCAUCACUGACGAGAAGUUGACCUUCCUGGCCAAGGUCACGGACUCUGUACUGCAGACGACCAUGAAGCUGGCUCAAGUCAACCUGGAGUCUUCCUCAUCAGGAAAGCAACAAGCAUCGACAAUGACAAUGUACACAACACAAAACAACUUGAGUGUGACGUCAUCGUGUGCGGUGGGCCUUGGUGUGAGUUCCAUGACGUCACUGAUGUGUCUCGCCACAGCGUGUAUCCUGGCCGCUCUGUUUCACUUCUGAAGCGCCUGGCAUGACGUCAGUGGACGGGUCCACUACCGCCAGAGUCAGAAUAUAGGGACUCAGGCAAAUAUUACGAUAAUGUUGUGUUUCAUAUAUGUUAAACACAGGAUAGA